CAAGGGAUACAACUUAUUCACAUGCUCUAUCAUGAUGAAAAUGAACUGUCAUCUUCACUGAAAACUAGCAGCAUAAGGUCUAUCUGAUACAUGCUAUGCAGAACUGUUACUUAAAGUCUACUAAAAAUGGAUGUCUUGUAGCCUGCUGCCAAAUCCUGCCACUGCUGCACAUCUCGCAGCACCUCUACAUCAUCACAUGACUCUUGAUAUGGACGCUGUCCUGUCAGACUUUGUUCGGUCCACGGGGGCAGAACCAGGUCUGGCAAGAGACUUGCUAGAAGGCAAAAACUGGGAUUUGGCUGCUGCCCUGAGUGACUAUGAGCAGCUUAGACAGGUUCAUACAGCCAAUCUGCCCCAAGUGUUCAAUGAAGGGAAAUACCCCAAGCAGCAGCAGGAAAGAGAACCUUCCCAACAGGUGAACAAGAGUGAGCGGUCUUCUCUUCAGAGGCAGGAUGACAUUGCUCAAGAAAAGAGACUCUCUAGAGGAAUUUCCCAUGCCAGCUCAGCGAUAGUCUCACUUGCUCGAUCCCAUGUGGCCAAUGAAUGCAACAAUGAACAUUUCCCUCUGGAGAUGCCCAUCUAUACAUUCCAGCUCCCUGAUCUUAGUGUUUACAGUGAAGACUUUAGGAGCUUCAUAGAGCGAGACUUGAUUGAGCAGGCGACCAUGAUUGCUCUGGAACAAGCUGGUCGUCUUAACUGGUGGUCCACAGUGUGUACAAGUUGUAAACGGCUUCUUCCAUUGGCAACAACUGGUGAUGGAAACUGCCUGUUACAUGCUGCUUCUCUGGGAAUGUGGGGAUUUCACGACAGGGACCUUGUAUUACGGAAAGCACUCUACACAAUGAUGAGAAGUGGUGCUGAAAGGGAAGCCCUGAAAAGAAGGUGGAGGUGGCAGCAGACACAGCAGAAUAAGGAGUCGGGGUUAGUUUAUACUGAAGAAGAAUGGGAGCGGGAAUGGAAUGAACUGUUAAAGCUGGCUUCAAGUGAACCACGCACUCACUUCAGCAAAAAUGGAGGCACUGGUGGUGGAGUUGACAAUUCUGAAGAUCCAGUCUAUGAGAGCCUAGAGGAGUUCCAUGUUUUUGUCCUAGCGCAUAUAUUAAGGCGACCGAUUGUUGUUGUUGCAGAUACAAUGUUACGAGAUUCAGGAGGAGAAGCAUUUGCACCAAUUCCAUUUGGUGGAAUUUACUUGCCUUUGGAAGUUAUGCCUAACCGAUGUCAUUGCUCGCCCCUAGUCCUUGCCUAUGAUCAAGCACAUUUCUCUGCUCUUGUGUCUAUGGAACAGAAAGAUCAACAGAGGGAACAAGCGGUGAUCCCUCUGACUGAUUCUGAACACAAGUUACUGCCUUUGCAUUUUGCUGUUGAUCCAGGGAAAGACUGGGAGUGGGGGAAGGAUGACAAUGAUAACUCCAAGCUGGCCAAUUUGAUUCUGUCAUUGGAGGCAAAGCUUAAUCUUCUGCACAGUUACAUGAAUGUAACCUGGAUACGCAUGCCAUCGGAAACACGGGCUCCUCUGGCUCAGCCAGAAUCGCCUACUGCGUCAGCAGGAGAGGAUGUUCAGUCUCUAGCUGAUUCCAUGGACUCCGAUCGAGAUUCCAUCUGUAGUAAUUCUAACGGCAGUAAUGGCAAAAAUGGGAAAGAGAAAGAAAAACAAAGGAAGGAUAAAGAAAAAAACCGGGCUGAUUCAGUUGCUAACAAACUUGGGAGUCUCAGUAAAACUCUAGGCAUCAAGCUAAAGAAGAAUAUGGGUGGGCUUGGCGGACUAGUGCACGGCAAAAUGAGCAGAGCAAAUUCAGGAAAUGGUAAAAAUGGGGAGAUAAUUGAGAAAGUUAAAGAGAAAAAGUCCAAGUCGCGUAAAGGAAGCAAAGAGGAAUCUGGCCAGUCUGCAAGCACUUCUCCUUCUGAAAAGACGACCCCCUCCCCCACUGAGAAGGCAAGUAUCUCACCUGUUGAAAAAAUGAAUUCAAAAUCCCCUUCAGAUAAGCAGUCAGACCCAUGGAAGUACAGUACUGACGUGAAGCUGAGCCUCAAUAUUUUGAGAGCUGCCAUGCAAGGGGAACGCAAGUUCAUUUUUGCUGGCCUCCUAUUGACCAGCCAUAGACAUCAGUUUCACGAGGAGAUGAUUGGUUAUUAUUUGACCAGUGCCCAGGAACGCUUCAGUGCUGAACAGGAACAGAAAAGGAAAGAGGCAGAGAAGAAGGCUACUCUCAAUGGGUCGUCCUGCAGGAAACUGGAGCAAGAAGCGUACUCAAAAGAGAAGCUGGAAUCAUCUCCUCAGGGAAGGGCAUCACCAGUCUUGCCUCAAAGCCAUACUACUCAACUGGUUUUAAAGUUCAAAGAUCGCACUAGUCCCAUACCAGGGUCAUUUUCUUCACCUAGCAAUGGUGCCAAGAGAAGUGGACCCAUUCCAGUAUCUGCCCACUAUAGCCAUACACCCCCUGUUCAAAGGCAGAGUGUCAUCCACUUGCACGAUGUCAACUCCAAGCCAUCGAGCUUCCAAGAUGAUACUUACAAGCCAAUGGUUGGCACCUUAAAAACAUGUGCCACGUAUCCCCAACAGAACCGCUCGUUGUCUUCACAGAGUUAUAGUCCAGCCCGAAUAGCAGGCAUCCGUACUGUCAACACAGUGGAGUCAUUGACCUAUGCCAUGCCUACGGACCACAAGUCGCAAACGUAUACCAAUGGGUUUAAUACCAGUGACAUUAGAGACUGUUUAGAAUAUGCUGAUGAGGAAGCACCUCAGACCUGGUUGAACAAUGAUAAAAAUCGAGGCAGGAAUACAGUUUGCCCGAUAUAUUCUAUCCAGCAGAACCGCUGCAAGAAAGAGAACUGCUCCUUUUAUGGUCGCCCUGAGACUGAAAACUAUUGCUCCUACUGCUAUAAGGAAGAGCUAAAACGCAGGGAGCGAGAAAGUAAGGGCCACCGACAUUGAAGAUGGUGGAGCUCUUCCCAUGAAUAUUUAUUUCCUCCCAUUUUCUUACUUAGGAAGUAUGUGGCAAUGGAUUAUAGGGAGAUGGAAAAACAACUCCUAUGGGGGAUUUAUGAGGAAAAAGGUCUAGCUUAUUUUUUUUCUGGGUCGAUAAAAAAACAAGGAUUAAUUUAUCAUAAAGAGUUUAUUAUUUUCCAUUUUGUCAGUGUCUUUUUUACAUACACUGGUAAGCUGAAAGGUUGUUUACUCCUUUGUCAGUGCUAUGUAUAUGUGUGGUCAAAAUUUUACUAAUGGUGCCUGAAUUUACACUGACAUCACUCAGGUAGUAGAAAGAUAGGGAAAAAGUCAUAAUAACUGGAGAUGUGGUAUUGUAAUAAGAUUGUGUCUGCCUCAUUCUAUAGAGCCAUCUCAGUUAAAGAAAUUUAACUUUUCAUAGCUUGUUCUCCCCUCCCUUUUUUUUAAAGGGGGGAGGAAUAGUAAUUUUGCAUACAGUGCAUACUAACAUGCUAAUACCUUGUUAUAAACAUUUCUAUUAUUUUAGUAUUACUGUUUCUCCACAGAUACACAAAUCAAGGUCUGGAUUCAUGAGCACAGCUUUUCUUAUGAAACACAAAUCCUUGGAUAUAUUGAUUUAAGCAAACACUAGUUUUGUACUCCACAGAACCAAGAAUGAAAGGCC
Messenger RNA from Elgaria multicarinata webbii, 3608 nucleotides. It is a transcript of the gene OTUD7A, whose product is annotated as OTU deubiquitinase 7A. Lineage: Eukaryota; Metazoa; Chordata; Lepidosauria; Squamata; Anguidae. Gene Ontology annotation, cellular component: nucleus; cytoplasm. Gene Ontology annotation, molecular function: cysteine-type deubiquitinase activity; DNA binding; zinc ion binding. Gene Ontology annotation, biological process: protein K63-linked deubiquitination; protein K48-linked deubiquitination; protein K11-linked deubiquitination. The coding region runs from base 131 to 2932 and encodes 933 amino acids. The record is from RefSeq and is a predicted model, not a curated record. The transcript is spliced from 12 exons.